Symbiodinium natans is the source of this 312-nucleotide messenger RNA. NCBI's taxonomy places the organism in Eukaryota, Dinophyceae, Suessiales, Symbiodiniaceae. The record is from the annotation of a GenBank genome assembly.
AUGGAUGUGAACUGUUUUUGUCUUGGGAGACUUUUCCAGGAUCGUCCCUGGGACGUGCUUGGAUGGAAGGCCGGCAGCGUUUUCCGGGGCAUCAUCAUCGAGGACUACCCCUCCAAGAUCUGGAACCGCUGGGACUCAGUGAAGGUCCAGGAGCUCAACAACGGCCGCCUGGCCAUGAUCGCCAUCACCGGGCUGGUGGCACAGGACGUGGUGACCGGCGAGUACGCUGCCGGUGUCGGUGAAGCCUGCGGCGGAUUGUGCAAGGCCGCGUGUAAGGAGUUGUUGAUGGUUGUAUUGGUUGUACAAGGUUGA